Messenger RNA from Hippopotamus amphibius kiboko, 1735 nucleotides. RefSeq names its product penta-EF-hand domain containing 1 (gene PEF1). The coding region runs from base 74 to 946 and encodes 290 amino acids. Lineage: Eukaryota; Metazoa; Chordata; Mammalia; Artiodactyla; Hippopotamidae. The transcript is spliced from 5 exons. The record is from RefSeq and is a predicted model, not a curated record. Gene Ontology annotation, molecular function: calcium ion binding. Gene Ontology annotation, biological process: COPII vesicle coat assembly.
CCCAGGCCCAGGAGGAGGCAGGUUUGAGACCGGGAAGCCCCGCCCCACGCCGACGUGUGACGCCAGAGUCGCCAUGGCCAGCUACCCGUACGGGCAGGGCUGCCCAGGAGCUGGAGGACAAGCGCCUGGAGCCCCUCCGGGUAGCUACUACCCCGGACCCCCCCAUGGUGGAGGGCAGUAUGGUAGUGGGGUACCCCCUGCUGGUGGAUAUGGAGGAGGUCCUGCCCCCGGAGGGCCUUAUGGACCACCAGCUGGUGGAGGACCCUAUGGACACCCUAACCCUGGGGGGCUCCCAUCUGGAACUCCGGGAGGACCAUAUGGUGGUGCGGCCCCAGGGGGCCCCUAUGGUCCACCACCUCCAAGUUCCUAUGGUGCCCAGCAUCCCGGGCCUUAUGGACAGGGACCACCUCCUCCAGGUGGUGCCCCUCCCAGCGUGGAUCCCGAGGCUUAUUCCUGGUUCCAGUCAGUGGACUCCGAUCACAGUGGCUACAUCUCCAUCAAGGAGCUGAAGCAGGCCCUGGUCAACUCCAACUGGUCAUCGUUCAACGACGAGACGUGCCUCAUGAUGAUAAACAUGUUUGACAAGACCAAGUCAGGCCGCAUCGACGUCUACGGUUUCUCAGCCCUGUGGAAGUUCAUCCAGCAGUGGAAGAACCUCUUCCAGCAGUAUGACCGGGACCGCUCGGGCUCCAUUAGCUACACAGAGCUGCAGCAAGCUCUGUCCCAGAUGGGCUACAAUCUGAGCCCCCAGUUCACCCAGCUCCUGGUCUCCCGCUACUGCCCACGCUCCGCCAACCCCGCCAUGCAGCUAGAUCGCUUCAUCCAGGUGUGCACCCAGCUGCAGGUGCUGACAGAGGCCUUCCGGGAGAAGGACACAGCUGUGCAGGGCAACAUUCGGCUCAGCUUCGAGGACUUCGUCACCAUGACAGCUUCUCGGAUGCUAUGAGACCAGCCUAUCUGUAGAGUGGGGAGUGCACCAGGGGACCUUCCCUGGCUCCUAGGGUGGGAGAAGCAUGUGGGCCUCUCUUCUUUUCCUGCUCCUCCUAGAAAAAGAAUUCUCCCUUGCCUGAUGCAGCAUUGUUCCCAAAGAGGGCUGGCAGUCUGCGUCAUAGCCACCAAGUCGUGGGGACCUGGGCUGAGGCCACCCAGGUAGGGGCCUGACCUAGGAGGAGACUGGAAGUUGAAUGUCCUUACAUCCCUGAGCCUUUAAAUGGCACCGCCUUGUGCCAGGUGCCAGAGAUGCUGGUCACUGCAGUGGAGUUGGUGUCCUGUCAGCUGACUCCAGUCUCUAGCUUUUCCUUCUGUGCCCUGAUGCCAGUGGUGAGUGCUCAUCAGCCUGUUACCAUCAGCACCUGCAUUCCCUCACCCCCUGCUGUCUUGUCAGAUGAACCCAGUUUCUCCAGAGUGGAAUCUGACCAGGGGGUAAGAGAUUGCCCAUGGGACUGGUGGCUUGGAUUCCACCCCCACACGUCCGUGUGUGUUGACUUCUAGCUGCCUGGGGGCUGUCCCUGCUCAGGGAGCUUGAGCAGCCUGCUCUCUGGGCAUCUUUGGCCAGGCUACCCCUCUGCAGCUUGGACUCCUCACUUGCCUGCUAUUGUCUGCUUGGCUUCAGUCCCCAGGGGACAAGUUGCCACCUCUCACUGCCAAUGCUUUUUUUUUUUUUAUUUGUGGUUUUUUUCAUUUGGGGCCAAAAGUUGAGUGCAACUGUAAGCUUCAAUAUAAGAAUAAAACUUUG